AUGCUAGUAUCCGAUAGUUUGAAUCAGAAUACAUUUCAACCUUUACGCAAGAAAAUUAUGCCAAAUUUCAUAUUUAGAUAUUCACAUGCACAGUAUUUUGAUAGUGGUGCAUUCCCUUUGCUACCUGGCUAUGGCAUGGAUAUUUGUCGCUAUAUUUCAUGCCCAUAUGGACAGCAAUGUAUGAAUGGAAUGUGUUGGUCAACAGGCACUUCUUCUGGUUCACUUGGUAUCGAGGGAAAUUAUGGCUCCUAUAGUCCUUAUGCUCUUGGAGGUCGUGGUGCGGAUUUAUAUAAUACUGGAAUUUCUGCGCUUGGACCACUUGGUGGCGACAGUUCAUUUGUUAAUUCACAAAUUGGCACAGCAUCCAUGAAAUCUUGUGUGCUGAAUACAGAUUGCGAUCCAGGUCGAAAUUGUGUUUAUGGACGAUGUGUUUACGGUACGGGAACAGUUAUUGUCGGAGGUACGAAGCGAUGCGAUUUACUUCAGCAAUGCCUCAAUGGUCAAAUUUGUGCGAAUGGAUUCUGCACCCAGAGUAAUGUUGCUUUUAGUGGGAGCCAAGUACAACCAGCUGUAACCAGUUCCACACUUAGUUAUUUAGCAUGUUCGACGGGCGCUCCAUGUCCUAUUGGUCAAUAUUGUAUCAGCGGAAUGUGCAUUCGUAAUGCAUUUACUUCAACAUUUGGUAUGUAA
Dracunculus medinensis (Guinea worm) is the source of this 690-nucleotide messenger RNA. The record is from the annotation of a GenBank genome assembly. NCBI's taxonomy places the organism in Eukaryota, Metazoa, Nematoda, Chromadorea, Rhabditida, Dracunculidae.